AUGCCGAAUACCGGCAAACCCAGCCAGGACUGCCACCUCUGCCGGCAGCGGCGCGUCAAGUGCGAUCUCGCUAGGCCGGCCUGCCAACGGUGCACAAAGUACGGCGCCGUCUGCCCGGGGUAUCGCGACCAGCAGGCGCUCGUGUUUCGCAACGCCGACCCGUCCACGCUCAAGCGGCGGCGGAAGCGCGCAGCGGCGGGCGGCGCCCAGCCAGCGCCAGCAUCUAGAGCAGACCCGUCGUCCUCUGCUUCGGGGGGCGGCGAUGAGAGGAGCCAGGCGCUGGUCACGGGUGCCGCGGCCCUCGGGCGGCAAGUCGCAGAGCACUGGACCGCGCAGUCGGUGCCGCUGCUCCUCGACGUCUACUCGACCAUGGAUUUCCUGCGCCACGUCUACACCGCCAACCACAGCAGCAGCGGGCCGCUCCUCUGGUCGGCGCACAUCUUCACGCGCACCUAUGUCCUCAACGUGCGGUACCCGACGCACGCGUCGGCCGGGCUGCGCGGGCAGGCGCAGCGCGAGCUGGCCAUGUUCAUGGGAAAGACGCUGCGUGCCGUGAACCGGGCGCUGGCGGCGCCCGGCGGCGCGUGCCGCGACGACAUCCUCGCGACCAUCUGGCUACUCGCCAACCACGAGGUGCUCGCCGGCACUCUCGGCCGGCAGCAGCCCGUCAACACGUGGCAGCUGCACGCCCGCGGGCUGUACAGCAUCCUGCAGGCGCGCGGGACGGCCGCGCUGCUCACCAGCGCGGGGCGGACCGCGUUCUGGCCCGCGUUUAACAUGGUCCAGCUGCAGGCGCUCAUCCUGAACACUGCGUGCCCGGCCGAGACGGACGAGUGGCUGGGCGUCUGCGAGAGACGUCUGUUUGAGGGGGAGGCGCUGACGCUGCGCAUCGCGCAGUAUAUUGCGAGCGUGUGCGCGGUGCAGGCCCGCGUCAUGGGCCACCUCCGCGCGGCCGACGGCGCGCGCAGCGCCUCAGACGAGUAUCUGUCGCUGCGGCAGGCCUUGCUCGACGCAGACGAGACAUUUGCCGCGUAUGUGCUCACCGAAUCGCCGCUGGCACCCGACGCCGGCGCCGGCGCCGAUAUGACCAUGGACGUGUAUAUGCGCAACGUGCAGUGCGCCGCCGUCAUCAAGAGCCACCACCAGAUGCAGAUGCUCUGCAACCUGCUCACGCACUACGCGCCGUGUCCCGUGCCGCACGCAACGCUGCUCGCGCACCGCCGCCACGCCCUGCGGCGCGUCUACGAGAGCGCGCAGGCCAUCAUCGACAGCCUGCCCGCCGCCAUGGCACCACUCGCCCGCACCACGGUGCUGCAGAGCCCAGGUGUGCUCUUUGACGCCAUGAGGCUGAUAUUUCCGCUAUUUCUGGUCGCGCACGUGCCGUGCACCCGCCAAGAGCACAAGGAAGUCGCCCUGCGCGCGCUCACCUUCAUCGGGACAGAGGUCGGCAUCCGGCAGGCGCUCGUCGGGGGCGGGCCGACGAUGUCGCUGCCACGUGAGGCGCGGGCGCCGCUCACCCUGGACUCAUUAGCCGAGCCGCCGUGGGUGUCGUCGCCGCCGCCGGACUAUACCGUGCUGGGGUUCUGA
This is a messenger RNA of Cordyceps militaris CM01, 1587 nucleotides long. RefSeq names its product Fungal transcriptional regulatory protein. Gene Ontology annotation, molecular function: DNA-binding transcription factor activity, RNA polymerase II-specific; zinc ion binding. Bases 1 to 1587 code for a protein of 528 amino acids. The transcript has 2 exons. Gene Ontology annotation, biological process: regulation of DNA-templated transcription. NCBI's taxonomy places the organism in Eukaryota, Fungi, Ascomycota, Sordariomycetes, Hypocreales, Cordycipitaceae. The record is from RefSeq and is a predicted model, not a curated record.